GCUCCAAGCCAACUCGGUGAACAAGGCAAUUGAUUGGUUUGCUUGCCUUGUUGCAACGGGCCUGUAAGUGUAUGACGUUUCUAUAUGAAAUUUUAACUCAUCGUUUUCUCUCUUCACAAAAUCAAAUCACUAUGUCCUUGGCACACCCUCAUUUACUUUCCAUUCACUACAUUUGAUCCAAAUUGGUUAAAAAGCAUUUGAGUUGUUUUGUUCACACGUGGACAGGUGGACACACAGGACAGAAAAUGAUAUCCUUGCACACACGGUCACUGCACGCAGCUGUAAAUCCCACAUUUAACUCUGCAGUUGCAUUGACAUUACAAGACACUAUAUCUAGUCAGUUACUCAAAAACCAAUGCAGAUGACACCUUGAUGAAAAAGCUGGUGUGUUGUAUGAUAGUCCACAAAUAAAGUGUCCUUGAAAUCCCAGUGGAGUGCUCUAAAUGUUGUUCUAGUUAUCACGUUGCAGAGAGCUGUCAGCUUUUGCCUCCUCAUAUGAAUCCUGAUGCUUAAUGUGUUAUUUGAAAUGAAUUCUAACAAUAUUCCUCUUUUGCUCACAGAUAUGAGGAAGCUUUGGCUCAAGGCAGGAAUUUUAGGUUCGGUGACUGUGGCUUUUGGCUCAUUCCUGUGGUCAAAGAAAAAGGCCAGAUUUACUCAGGUUUCGUCCAGUUGCCCUUCUGUUGACACAAAUCCCAGCUCUCCCUAUGAGCUGAAAUUGGUCCAAGUCCUCUUCCGUCAUGGGGCUCGAACACCGCUGAAGACUAUACCUGAUGUGAUACAGGCCCAGUGGGUUCCGACUCUCUUGGAGCCCCCAGCACAUACCCACAUGAAGUAUGUGGUGACAGACCUGAAUGGUGGCCCCAGACCUCCAGCGGCUCUGGAAGACAGCUACCGCAAAAACACACUAAGCGGCGGCACGUUUUCGGGUCAGCUGACCGCAUUGGGCAUGCAGCAGCUAUAUGAACUGGGCAUGAUGCUGAGGACAAGAUAUGUAACUGAAAUCCCCUUCCUCAGCACCAACUUUAGCACGUCUGAGGUCUACGUGCGUUCCACUAACAUUGAGAGGACCAUUGACUCUGCAAAAUGCCUGAUAGCAGGAUUGUUCCAGCAAAAACAAAGUGAAACUGUACCAAUAUUAACCACGGAGGCAAACUCUGAAAUCCUCUAUCCUAACAUGGAUGGAUGCAAGCUGCUCCACCAGCUUAUUGGCCAUCGCUGGGCAGCGGCAUCCACUCUGUCCGACAUUCAGUCGGACCUGCAGAGCAUCCAGAAAGCACUGGGCAUCACUGCUCACCCACACGUCGACUUCACGCUCAUCAGGGACGACAUGGUUGCCAGAAAGACCCACGGCCUGCCGUGCCCUGAAGUGCUGGACACCUGGAGAGAGACCGUGGAACAGAGAGCUGUUGACAUGACCUGCUACAUCUUUGAACUCAGCAACAGGAAAGUCCUACAGCUGAGUGUGGGUCCACUUCUGGAUAUACUGCGAGUCAACAUAGAGGAGAAACUCCAGGGGGCUUCAUCACAACCAAAUAGGAAGCUGUUCUUGUACUCCGUCCACGACACCACUUUGAUUCCAUGCCUCAUGGCUAUGGGUGUUUUUGACAUGAGAUGGCCACCAUAUGCUGCUGACCUCACUGUGGAGCUUCACCAGCACCAGCAGACCCGCGAGGCCUUCGUUAAAGUGUCCUACAUGGGCCAGGAUCAAAUUCUUCCCGGCUGCAGUGGAAUCUACUGCCCUCUACAGGAGUUUAAACAGGUUCUUUCGCAGUACACGGUGACCCUUGAAAACUACCGAUCACUUUGUGACAGUACAGAGGGUUCCAGUAAACUCUGAAACGCC
Thalassophryne amazonica is the source of this 1843-nucleotide messenger RNA. RefSeq names its product acid phosphatase 6, lysophosphatidic (gene acp6). Lineage: Eukaryota; Metazoa; Chordata; Actinopteri; Batrachoidiformes; Batrachoididae. Bases 506 to 1837 code for a protein of 443 amino acids. The record is from RefSeq and is a predicted model, not a curated record. The transcript is spliced from 10 exons. Gene Ontology annotation, molecular function: phosphatase activity. Gene Ontology annotation, biological process: dephosphorylation.